Molecule: messenger RNA, 1910 nt
Organism: Anas platyrhynchos (mallard)
Lineage: Eukaryota; Metazoa; Chordata; Aves; Anseriformes; Anatidae
Gene: MBIP
Product: MAP3K12 binding inhibitory protein 1
Source: RefSeq, a predicted model, not a curated record
UUCGUCAUCGCUCAGCGACGCCGGGGACGGCGCUGGCGGCGGGGCCCGGCCCGGCCCGGUGUCAUGGCGGCGGCGGCGGCGGCAGCGCCCAGCCCGCUCCAGCCCGGCGACUGCGCUCCGGGGGCAGGCGCCGAGCUGGCGGCCUCGGAGGUGGCGAGCAGCGCCCUGCGCUCCGUGGUGGGGCUGGCGGGGCAGCUUAACCUUGGAGAUGAUAUCGUGAAAGUUGUAAUCGACUGGAGCAAGCUUCAAAGCACAUCAGCACUUCAGCCAACAUUGCUCUUUAGUGCGCUUCAGCAGCAUAUUUUAUGUUUGCAGCCUCUUUUAGAAAAACUCCAGCCAUUGAUUAAAGAGGAAGGUAUAGGUCAUGUUGAAACUGCAGGUAAAACAGAAGGCCAAACUUGUGAAACUAAUUUAAACAUUUAUGAUGAUAACUCUCAGACUGAAGAAAAGUAUGCAAGUUAUGACCUGGGAGAUCUGAAGGAUGCUCAUAUUAAUUUUGAUCCAGAGGUGGUCCAAAUAAAAGCUGGAAAAGCAGAAAUUGACAGGCGGAUAUCAGCCUUCAUCGAGAGGAAACAAGCUGAGAUCAAUGAAAAUAAUGUCAGGGAAUUUUGCAAUGUUAUUGAUUGUAAUCAAGAAAAUAGCUGUGCCAGAACAGAUGCAAUUUUCACACCUUAUCCUGGAUUUAAAAGCCAUAUAAAGGUUUCUAGGGUAGUAAAUACAUAUGGGCCUCAGACUAGAUUUGAAGGAGCACAUGGGUCCAGUCAUAAAGCCAGUGUACCCAUUCAUGAUUGUGGAAACCAAGCUGUUGAGGAGAGAUUGCAAAAUAUUGAAGCACACUUACGGUUACAAACAGGUGGUCCUGUACCAAAAGAUAUUUAUCAGAGAAUUAAGAAGCUUGAAGAUAAAAUCCUUGAGCUGGAAGGACUAUCUCCUGAAUAUUUUCAAUCUGUAAGCUGUUCUGGCAAGAGGAGAAAGGUUCAACCUCCGCAUCAGAACUAUUCGUUGGCUGAACUUGAUGAAAAGAUCAAUGCUAUAAAACAGGCAUUACUGAGGAAAACGAAGGAAAGCAAGUGCAAGGAGGCUGAGCGGCUUCUUCGAUAAUUCAGAAAAAGUCUUUUCAGAAUCUUCAUCAUGCUUCACACAAACCCAAACCAUAGGACCUGAGUAGUGUUCAUCAAAGACUUUAGCAAUGAAAACAAAGCAUGCAUAUAUAAGCUCAUUUUGGAUGAUUUUGAAAGCUUGCUUUCAGAAGAACUCAUUUAAAAACAAUCUUAUGAAUGAAACAGUUACUUUAAAAUGAAGAAUGUUUUAGGAAUAGCAUUCUAAUAUUCUGUUCCCUUCUGUUAUAAAGGAGGAUUGCAGUAUUGUUCUUAUGUGGAAAGUCUUAACCUCCAUACAAAAGCUACACUUCACAUGUAAUUCUUGGUGAUUGAGUAUUCAAAAGGGCUGUCUUUUGAAUAUUUUUCAUGUAAGUAGUUUGCAGAGACUUGUGAAAUAAAAUGAAAUGCUUCCUCAUAAGUAAACUGUCUUAGUCGGGAAAAAAGGUAUUACAAAAUUUGCAGUAUGCAUAUUUACCUGCAUUUUUGCCAUAUUUGUCACUGUUUUCACAGCUGUUAGAAAAGCAGCAAAUUGCAUUUUUGGCAUAUUUAAAAUGGAAAGAUGGUUACAGAAAUCCUGCCUGUGUAAAUAGAGACAGACAACUGUUUUUUCAAUCCCUCAUUGCCCUUUAAGAAUUAAACCUUUGUACCCUGCUAACAACCUAACUUUGUUAUAAACACUGUUCAAGAGGAGGUUCUGAGGAGCUGCUAGAAGGCACCAGCUUCCUUUCCUUCCAUAAGCAUGUUUGUAUCACUGAAGAAUCAUGGAUGCUAGGUGUAUAGUUUAUAUUAAAAAUCAGACCUUUGACCACA